AUGGGUAAAAAAGCUAUUGAUGCUCGUAUUCCAGCAUUGAUCCGUAAUGGAGUCCAAGAGAAGCAAAGGUCUUUUUUUGUCAUUGUUGGUGACAAGGCAAAGAACCAACUCCCCAACUUGCACUACUUGAUGAUGAGUGCAGACCUUAAAAUGAACAAGUCGGUAUUGUGGGCUUACAAGAAGAAGUUGUUGGGUUUUACAUCUCACAGGCAGAAGAGAGAAGCGAAAAUCAAGAAAGAUAUCAAACGAGGUAUUAGGGAAGUAAACGAUCAGGACCCAUUCGAAGCUUUCAUUUCGAAUCAACAUAUACGAUACGUCUACUAUAAGGAGACAGAUAAGAUAUUGGGUAACACUUAUGGAAUGUGUAUACUUCAAGAUUUCGAAGCAAUGACACCGAACUUGUUAGCAAGAACAAUCGAGACCGUUGAAGGAGGUGGGUUAGUGGUGAUAUUGUUGAAAAAUAUGACUUCUUUGAAACAACUUUAUACAAUGAGUAUGGAUAUACACUCGAGGUACAGGACCGAGGCUCAUGAUGAUGUGGUGGCCAGAUUCAAUGAGAGAUUCUUGUUGUCUUUAGGCUCAUGUGACAACUGUUUAGUUGUGGAUGAUGAAUUAAAUGUCUUGCCUAUAUCAGGAGGUAAACAUGUGAAACCAUUGCCACCCAAAGACGAUGACGAGUUGUCUCCAAAACAAAUGGAACUAAGAGAGUUGAAAGAGAGUUUGGCAGAUGUUCAACCGGCAGGAAGCCUUGUCAAUUUGGCCAAAACAAUUAACCAGGCUCAAGCAAUUCUUACCUUCAUUGACGUUAUUGUUGAGAAAACAUUGAGAAGUACAGUGACAUUGACUGCAGGCAGAGGUCGUGGUAAAUCAGCGGCUUUGGGAAUUGCUAUUGCAGCAGCAAUAUCUCAAGGCUAUUCAAAUAUUUUCGUCACAUCACCCUCGCCCGAAAACUUGAAAACUUUGUUUGAAUUUGUCUUUAAAGGCUUUGAUGCUUUGGGGUAUACUGAACAUUUGGAUUACGAUAUUAUUCAAUCGACCAAUCCUUCUUUUAACAAGGCUAUUGUCAGAGUUGACGUAAAAAGAGAACAUAGACAGACUAUUCAGUAUAUCUCACCAACUGAUAACCAUGUUUUAGGACAAGCCGAAUUGUUACUCAUUGAUGAAGCUGCAGCGAUUCCAUUACCAGUUGUGAAAAAGUUGAUGGGUCCAUAUUUGGUGUUUAUGGCCUCGACCAUCAAUGGUUACGAAGGAACCGGAAGAUCAUUGUCAUUGAAAUUGAUCCAGCAAUUACGUAAUGAGCAGCAAAUGAGGAAUGCUCCCGCAGGAACUGAAAUUGUUUCAAGAGACAAGAAGCUGACAGACGUUGGUGGCGGCUCCUUAACCAGAAACUUGAAGGAGGUGGUAUUGGACGAACCAAUUAGGUAUGCUCCCGGUGAUCCAGUUGAGAAAUGGUUGAACAAAUUGUUGUGCCUCGAUGUUUCAUUAUCAAAGAAUGCAAAAUAUGCCACAAAGGGGACUCCACAUCCUUCUCAAUGUAAUUUGUUUUAUGUCAACAGAGACACCUUGUUUUCAUACCACCCAGUCUCUGAGGCGUUUUUACAGAAAAUGAUGGCCCUAUACGUGGCAUCUCAUUACAAGAACUCACCAAACGAUUUGCAAUUGAUGUCUGAUGCUCCAGCACAUCAAUUGUUUGUUUUGUUGCCUCCUAUUGAGGAAGGUGACAAUAAGAUACCGGACCCAUUGUGUGUUGUACAACUUGCGUUGGAAGGUGAGAUAUCAAAGGAGAGUGUAAGGAAAUCUUUAAGCAGAGGACAAAGAGCAGGCGGUGAUUUGAUUCCAUGGUUGAUUUCCCAGCAAUUUCAAGAUGAAGAGUUUGCUUCUUUAUCUGGUGCUAGGGUGGUUAGGAUUGCUACCAAUCCAGAAUAUUCCGGUAUGGGAUAUGGUUCGAGAGCUAUGGAGUUAUUGCAAGACUAUUAUUCAGGUAAAUUCACGGAUAUUAACGAAUCAUCGACAUUAAAUGACACCACCAUGACACGUGUGACCGACGCGGAACUAGCCAAUGCAUCAUUGAAAGAUGAUAUUAAAUUACGAGAAGCUUCGACAUUACCACCAUUGUUGUUGAAACUUUCUGAAAAAGCGCCAUAUUAUCUAGAUUAUCUUGGUGUCUCGUAUGGGUUUACGUCACAAUUGCACAAGUUCUGGAAAAAGGCAGGAUUUACUCCUGUUUACUUGAGACAAACCGCCAAUGAAUUGACAGGAGAACACACGGCGGUUGUAUUGAACGUUUUACCUGAUAGGGAGAAUAAAUGGUUGACCGAGUUUUCCAAGGAUUUCCACAAGAGAUUUUUGCAAUUAUUGUCGUACGAGUUUAAGAAAUUCCAAGCAUCUCAAGCUUUGGGUAUUAUAGAAGCGGCAGAGCAAGGUGAAGGUGAGAAUACAACAAAAGCUUUGACCAAGGAACAACUUGACGAUUUAUUGUCUCCAUUUGACUUGAAAAGAUUGGAUUCAUAUGCUAACAACUUGUUAGACUAUCAUGUGAUUGUUGAUAUGUUGCCACUUAUUGCUCAAUUGUAUUUUUCGAAAAAGACAGGCAACUAUGUCAGCUUGUCAUCUGUGCAAUCAGCCAUUUUAUUGGCAAUCGGCUUACAACAUAAGAAUAUUGAUCAAAUAGCCAGCGAACUCAAUCUAGCUCCCAACCAAGCAAUGGCAAUGUUUGCCAAAAUCAUUAGAAAAUUUUCCACAUAUUUCAGAAGCGUUUUAACAAGGGCCAUUGAAGAGCAAUUGCCAGAAUUGGAGGACGAACAAAUUAAGGAAAUGGAGGGAAAUGUGGAAGAGGAAGUCGACUACAACCAAAUUGAACAGAACUUGCAUGAUGAUUUAGAGGAAGCUGGUGACGAAGCUAUCUCCGAAAUGAGAGAGAAACAGCGUGAAUUGAUCAAUGCUUUGAAUUUGGACAAAUACGCAAUUGCCGAUGACGGUGAAUGGGAUGAGAAAUCAAUGUCUAAAGCUGCCAAGGGUAAAGCUAAUGGGACUGGUGUUGUUGCGGUUAAGAAGGGUAAGAGAAAAUCAGGAGAAAAUGCCAGUGACAUUUAUGAACAAGAAAUGAAAGCAGUUAAAAAGAACAAGAAGGGGAAGAAGUGA
Molecule: messenger RNA, 3141 nt
Organism: Lodderomyces theae
Lineage: Eukaryota; Fungi; Ascomycota; Pichiomycetes; Serinales; Debaryomycetaceae
Product: ribosome biosynthesis protein
Exons: 1
Coding region: 1-3141 (1046 amino acids)
Biological process (GO): rRNA acetylation involved in maturation of SSU-rRNA
Cellular component (GO): 90S preribosome; nucleolus
Molecular function (GO): ATP binding; tRNA binding; 18S rRNA cytidine N-acetyltransferase activity
Source: RefSeq, a predicted model, not a curated record